Messenger RNA from Loa loa (African eye worm), 1503 nucleotides. RefSeq lists its product as hypothetical. Gene Ontology annotation, cellular component: endomembrane system. Bases 1 to 1503 code for a protein of 500 amino acids. Lineage: Eukaryota; Metazoa; Nematoda; Chromadorea; Rhabditida; Onchocercidae. Gene Ontology annotation, biological process: monoacylglycerol catabolic process; phosphatidylserine catabolic process. Gene Ontology annotation, molecular function: monoacylglycerol lipase activity; glycerophospholipase activity. The record is from RefSeq and is a predicted model, not a curated record. The transcript is spliced from 7 exons.
AUGACACCGGCUGAAAUGUUGUUAAGCUUGAUAAGAGGUCCAAAAGUUUAUGCAUACAUUCGUCGUCAUGAUACAAUGUUCCCGAGUAAUUCACUGGAAUAUGUAAGUGAAACGAUGCUAACAGUUAUGAAUGGAUGUCGUACAGUGUGCUCAGUGGUUUCACCAUUUCUUCUUUUGAUUGCUUACAAUCGUUCGUUGUUGAAUGGAACAAAUUUAAUGAUGUUAGCAAAAUUUACGGUGACUUAUUAUGUAAUAGCGAUUAGCAUGAGAACUGCUGGAAGGAUAUUUAAUCCAGAAUAUCGCCGAUUUGCUGAUACGUUGUUUGAAGCCCACUUACAUGAUCAGAAUGCGAGAGCACUAUUAUUAGGAUAUGAUUAUGAGUUAUUUGCGGCACCAAUUGACUUUCGAGCUUAUCGAGAGUCUCGAAAAUAUUUCGAGACACCAAGGAAGUUUAAAUCUACUGGAAAUAUUUUCUACACAACGUUACGAGAUUGCCUAUCUUACAAUAUUGCUUACACUUUUGCACGUGUGCUUGUUUAUCCUGGUUCAGCAGCAUUAUUGAACAAAUUGAUCCAAUCAUUUCUGAUCGAGAAUCGACGGAAACUUGUGAUGGAAAGGGGUGCUAUGCGCGGUGUUUUAAUGACAAGAGAAGAUAACCGAGUGGAUACUAUGUUUGUUGAUCGUCGAGAACAGGGAGGAAAUGGUGAUAUUCUGGUUAUAACAUGUGAGGGAAAUGCUGGAUUUUACGAAACUGGUAUUAUGCUAAUGCCUCUUAUGCUGAACUAUUCUGUCCUUGGAUGGAAUCAGCCUGGGUUUGGUGAAAGUAGCGGUAUGCCAACACCAAAACAAACGGCUGCAUCAAUUGAUGCUGUUAUUCAAUAUGCAAUACAUAAAUUAGGUUUCGUGGAAGAUCAAAUUGUUCUUUAUGCAUGGUCAAUCGGUGGGUUUCCAGCAACAUGGGCUGCCGCCAACUAUCAAAAUAUCAAAGCUUUGAUACUCGAUGCAACAUUUGAUGAUCUCUUGCCUCUUGCUGCGGCGAAAAUGCCGAGAUCAUGGGCCCCGUUAGUUGAAUUUAUCGUUCGAACAUACUUUGAUAUGCCAGUCGCUUUGCAGUUGGCAUCAUAUCAUGGGCCUGUGACGUUAAUCAGGCGCACCCAAGAUGAAAUGAUCAUAACAGCAGAGGGAACAGACGAAGAACGUCUUGCUACAAAUCGUGCUAACAAUUUGUUGAAAUCACUUCUUCGUUCACGACAUCGCAAUCUGAUAAAUGAUGAUGAUGCGGAAAAAGCAGUGGAUGUUUGGUUAGCAGCAACUCCGCUGGAACGAAUAUUGAUGGCUAAGGAUUGUCCAACAACGCUAACAAUGGAUAAUGUCGAAAAUUUAACCAAACAAAAUCGGGACACACUUAUAUAUUGUUUAUGCUCGAAGUAUCUCGUAGAUUUUGAUUCCAGUCACAACACUCCGCUUGAUUCGUCAUUAUUCACUAUACCAACAUCGUUGUAG